Dovyalis caffra is the source of this 2079-nucleotide messenger RNA. The record is from the annotation of a GenBank genome assembly. NCBI's taxonomy places the organism in Eukaryota, Viridiplantae, Streptophyta, Magnoliopsida, Malpighiales, Salicaceae.
AUGGGUUGCAUUUACUCCAAAAGGGCGGUCUCUGUGGCUGCUGCCACCCCUGCUUUAGAACCACCAUACACAGCGGCUGUUUUUGAUCUUGCCUCAGCAAAUCCAUCUGCGUCAUUGGAUUUUGACCAGAAACAAUACAAUCAGGGUAAAAAAGAUAGAAACAACAACAAUAUAUAUAGAAAAAAUAGCUUGUCUUAUAAAAAUGUUGGCAAUGAAGGAGGGUUGAUAUAUGAGGAUCAUCAUCGUCAAAGUAGCAGUCUUGGAACUAAUAAAAAGCUGAGGAAAAGAGGGAGUUCUGGUAGUGGAUCAAUUAGUUUCAAAUUGGGGUUCUCUAGUAGGAAUGUUGGGGUUGAACAGAUUGCUGCUGGAUGGCCUUCGUGGCUUAGUGCUGCAGCGGGUGAAGCCAUUCAUGGUUGGGUGCCUCUAAGAGCUGAUGCUUUUGAGAAAUUAGAUAAGAUUGGACAAGGUACAUACAGCAGUGUGUUCCAAGCACGGGAAGUUGAAACUGGGAAGAUGGUUGCCCUGAAGAAGGUCCGCUUUGACAAUUUUCAACCAGAGAGCAUUAGGUUUAUGGCUCGUGAAAUAAUGAUUCUCCGUAGGCUUGACCAUCCAAAUAUUAUGAAGUUGGAGGGAAUAAUUACUUCUCGAAUGUCGAGCAGCAUUUACCUCGUGUUUGAAUACAUGGAGCAUGAUCUUGCUGGACUGUUGUCUUCUCCAGAUAUCAAGUUCACUGAGUCACAGGUCAAGUGCUAUAUGAAGCAGCUAUUACGUGGAAUUGAGCACUUCCAUUCACUAGGUAUAAUGCAUCGGGAUAUCAAAGCGUCUAACAUUUUGCUAAACAAUGAGGGAAUUCUGAAAAUAGGAGAUUUUGGAUUGGCCAAUGUUCUUAAUUCAAGGAACCAGCACCAAUUAACCAGUCGUGUGGUGACUUUAUGGUAUCGUCCUCCUGAACUUUUGAUGGGCUCAACAAGUUAUGGAGUAUCAGUGGAUCUGUGGAGUGUGGGCUGUGUAUUUGGUGAAAUUCUCUUUGGGAAGCCUCUCCUUAAGGGGAGAACCGAGGUUGAACAAUUACACAAAAUCUUCAAGCUUUGUGGUUCUCCUUCUGAUGAGUUCUGGAAACGAUCUAAGCUUUCCAAUGCUACCAUGUUCAAACCCCAGCAUCCUUAUGAAAGUUCUCUUCGAGAGAGGUGCAAAGAUGUUUCAGCCACUGCUGUGGACUUGCUAGAAACUUUACUUUCCAUAGAACCGGAAAAGCGCGGGACUGCCUCCACUGCCAUUUUGUCUCAGUAUUUCAGCACAACACCAUAUGCAUGUGAACCAUCAAACUUGCCAAAGUAUCCACCUAAUAAAGAAAUGGAUGCCAAAUAUCGAGAGGAAGCACGGAGGAAAAAGGCUGGUGGUAGAACGGGAGAUCCAGGACUACCAAGAAAACCAAGAAGAGUUCAUCGGACAUUCCAAGAACAAAGCUUAAAUAGAUCUGCACCUAAGGAGGAAGCAAAAGACAGCACUGAAUUUGUUCGUUUGACUAAUGAUAGUAAUGCAUAUAUGAAUGGAAGAGGUGUGACCAGAGAGCAAAAUUUAUUUUCUGACACAAUCUCAGAGAAAGCCCAGGCAACAAAAGGACACUAUGCUUUCACAGGACCAGCACCAGUCACAGCAUCAAGUGGCUUUGCGUGGGCUAAAAUGCAGAAAGAGGAUUCUAAAUCUACAGUAUCUUGUGAUCCAUCUGUCUCAUCAAGUCAAAUGAGUGCAUUAGAUUCAUCAAGGUUCAACUUUGCAAAUGGUUCCUUAGACUUCACUAAUGCUGAGAAUGGAAGAAACAAUUUCCUUGAGGCUUCUGCCAAGCUUGUGAUGCAGAAGCAGCAUAACCAAUCUGAUCCCUUUGAUUCUCUCAAUGCAUCCGAUGCAUACUAUUUUAAUGAUCCAAAUAGAACCGAAGCAGCAGUUAUGGAUCGCAGUAAAGAAAGGGAGAAGAUUGAAUUUUCAGGUCCGUUGUUAUUUCGACCAAAUAAAAUUGAAGAACUCUUGCAAAGGAAUGAAAGUCAGAUACGUCGAGCUGCUCGGAGACAAGAAAUUUGA